GCUCUCUAUCCUCCUGAGCCGAGUCAAACGCUCCUACCUACCUCCUGCCCUGCUCUCCAUCCACACCAGAUCAGGGAGGGCACGGCGGGGUGCUCGCCGGAGCGCAGAGAGGAUAGGAGGCGGCGGCCGAUGAUUUGCUUGCUUCGUUGAGCAGCGGCUGGUUUGCUUCAUCACAUCUUUCCUUUCUUGGAUAGCCACACCGGCCCGGCGACCACCUCUCUGCUGGAGCUAGCUGCAGGCCUUGCAUUUCCAGGUAAUUAGUUACUGAUUAACAUCUUUUUAUUGAACCUCUGCUAGCUUAACCAUGUUUAACUCAGCUUUUUGCAUGCUUACUGUCGAUUUGCUGCCAACAUGCUACACCUACCUCUCGGUCUAGUACAACUAGUUGGCAGGGAUUCAUGCAAACAGCAAUACUAAUGUUGGGUUUAUUUUUAUUUUUAUUUAUUUAUGUUUUUCGAAAAGGAGGAUGCAUGAAAGAGAUAUAUGCUUGCUUGCUUUGUUUCAUAGCAACUUAUUCAGAAAUAGUACUGCUUCAUAGUAUAUAGUAUAAUGCUACGCCUCGAGGAAAAAAACAGAAACAGUCUAACUAGUUUUAGAAGUUUAUGUUAGGGGUCAAAGUUUUUCAUUAUAUUCGCAAAACAGAUGAUGGUCUCUUGAUCUGCUCUAACAACAAAUAGUAGUCUCUCAUAAUAAAUUAUGUGCUUCAUCUUGUUUCAAGCUAGGUUAUAAGAACUCACAUUACAUAUAACUGGAGUAUCAAUGGAUCCCCAAUUGCAAGCUAGUAGUAGUAGGAGUAUUACACAAAGGGACCUGGAGCGCAUGCUACUUGAUGAAGCUGCAGAGCCCAAGGCCCUUCCGUUCUCACUUUUGGAGAAGAUCACAAACAAUUUCUAUUAUAAGAAUGAAAUUGGUAGCGGUGGUUUUGCAGUGGUUUAUAAGGGAAUGCUUAAGAAUGGGGAGGUCGCCGUAAAGAGGUUACGCGAUGCAUAUAAGUAUGAGAAAGAAUUCCUCCGAGAGGUUGAAUCUCUCAUGAAGGUGAAGCAUAAAAAUAUAGUACAGUUCCUAGGGUAUUGUGUUGACAUACAAGGGAAGGUGGAUAGGUACAAUGGAAAAAUUAUUAUGGCCGACGUACAAGAAAGAUUGCUUUGCUUUGUGUAUCUACCUAACGGCACUCUCAAUAAGCAUAUCAAAGACACAUCUUGUGGGACUGAAUGGAAAACAUGUUAUCAUAUAAUCAAGGGGAUAUGUGAGGGCCUACAUUACCUCCACAGUAUAAAUAUUAUGCACCUCGACUUGAAACCAUCAAAUAUAUUGAUGGAUGAUAAUAUGAUACCAAAAAUAACUGACUUUGGUGUCUCGAGGAACUUUGAGGAAAUGCAAACCCAAACCAUUGCUACAAAAAUGAUUGGAACGAUUGGAUAUUUGGCGCCAGAAUUCCACACCAAUGUAAUCACACGCAAGUUUGACUUGUAUAGUCUUGGUAUUAUAAUAAUGGAGAUAUUGACCGGAAAGAGGGAGUCUCAACCUGUUGAGAGUGUGCUUGAAAGUUGGAACAGUAGGUUGGAGCUAUCACAGGGAAACCAGCAUUAUGAACAAAUACGAGCAUGCGCUGAGAUUGGGAUUGAGUGCAUACAAGACGAUCCAACAAAGAGACCAGCUAAUAUGACACAUAUAAUGGAUAGGCUUGCUGAAACAGAAAGAACAGAGCCCCUCUGCGAAUGCUUGGAUGACACGGCGGCCCGAGAGGUCGCCUCGUUCCUUCACCUCAAAUCCAACUGGGCCGAUCUGGACAAGGCCGAGAAGCUACUGCUAGCUGUCGAGAAGAGGGUGAGGGCGCGAGUCACCGCAGAGGUGGACAAGCUGAACCUCUGUGACCCUCAGGUGCAGGUCUGGCUGAGGCGUGUCGAAGAGCUACAACUGGAUGCCAUCGAUGAGGACUACAGCCAGUUGAGGAAGUAUUCUUGCCUCGGCCAGUGCACCAUCCAUGCUCACCAGUGUACAUCGAUCAGCAGGCGUGUUCUUGAGGCUCUAGAUGAGGCAAAUAAACUUAUCGAAGAAGGGAGGCGGUUCAAGAUAUUUGGAUUCAAGCCCCUGCCGAAGAUUGUUGAUCCCUUGCCUCAAAUCGAGACGUUUGGUUUGGAGACCAUGCUGAGUCAGCUCCAUGAUCUGUUUGAGAAGGGCGACUCGAACAUAAUUGGUGUGUGGGGUCAAGGAGGUGUUGGUAAGACGACGCUUCUACAUGUUUUCAACAAUGAUCUUGAAAAGAAGGCCCAUGAUUAUCAGGUUGUUAUCUUUAUUGAAGUAUCCAAUUCAGAGACGCUAAACACAGUGGAGAUACAACAGACUAUCUCUGAAAGGCUCAACUUACCGUGGAAUGAUGCGGAGCCAAUUGCCAAACGGGCCAAAUUCUUGAUAAAGGCACUUACUAGGAAAAGAUUUGUAAUCUUGCUUGAUGAUGUAAGGAAGAAAUUCCAACUGGAGUAUGUUGGUAUCCCAACUCCAGAUACCAACAGCCAGAGCAAGCUGAUCCUCACAACACGUUACCGAGAAGUAUGCUUUCAGAUGAAUGCACAAAGAAGCUUGAUUGAGAUGCGAAUUUUGGGUAACGAUGCUUCAUGGGAACUGUUCUUGGGCAAGCUGAGCAAGGAGGCUAGUGCAUCAGUUGGAUGGCUUGGUUCCCAGAAUGAUACUAGAGAGCACGCUAUGAAAAUAGCCCAAAGUUGUGGAGGCCUACCACUUGCACUCAAUGUCAUUGGGACCGCUGUGGCAGGCUUGGAAGAGGGAGAGUGGAGAUCAGCUGCGGAUGCAAUUGCUACCAAUAUGAACAAUAUUGAUGGUGUGGAUGAAAUGUUUGGUCAGUUGAAAUACAGCUACAAAAGUCUCACACCCACUCAACAACAGUGUUUCCUAUACUGCACUCUUUUCCCAGAAUAUGGAUCUAUCAGUAAAGAGCAACUUGUUGAUUAUUGGUUAGCCGAAGGUCUGCUAUUAAAUGACUGUGAAAAGGGUUAUCAGAUAAUCCGCAGUCUUGUUUCAGCCUGCUUGUUGCAGGCCAGUGGCUCAAUGUCAACAAAGGUAAAAAUGCACCAUGUAAUUAGGCAACUGGGGCUUUGGUUGGUCAACAAGUCAGAUACAAAGUUUCUUGUUCAACCAGGGAUGGCCUUGGAUAAUGCUCCAUCAGCUGGAGAAUGGAAUGAAGCUACAAGGAUCUCCAUCAUGUCUAAUAACAUCACCGAGGUUUCUUUCUCACCAAACUGCAAAAAUGUCACGACUUUGUUGAUGCAGAACAACCCAAAACUGAACAAAAUGAGUUAUGGAUUUUUCAGGACUAUGUCGUCCUUGAAAGUGCUGGAUCUUUCUCAUACUGCAAUAACAUCACUUCCAGAAUGUGCUACAUUGGUUGCAUUGGAGCAUCUGAAUUUGUCUCACACACACAUUAUGAGAUUACCUGAGUGCCUGUGGUUACUGAAAGAGUUGAAGCAUUUGGAUCUGAGUGUGACUAUUGCACUUGAAGAUGCCCUGAACAACUGCUCAAAGUUGCACAAGUUGAAAGUGCUCAAUCUCUUCCGUAGCCAGUAUGGUAUCCGUCAUGUUGACAACCUAAAUCUGGAUUCUCUGAAGGAACUAGUGUUCCUUGGAAUCACUAUUUAUGCAGAGGAUGUGCUACAGAAAUUGAACAUGCCUCGUCCUUUGGCAAACUCAACACAUCGACUAAACUUGAAGAAUUGUGCAAAGAUGAUAUACAUCAAAAUCUCUGAUCUAAACCACAUGAAGCACCUUGAGGAGUUGUAUGUUGAAUCAUGCUAUGACCUGAACACAGUAGUUGCUGAUGCUGAGCUUACAACUUCACACUUGCUGUUCCUGACCCUGUCAGUUCUUCCCUCAUUGGAAAGUGUCGUUGUUGCACCAAUGCCCCAUAAUUUUCAGUAUAUCCGCAAAUUGUUCAUUUCACAGUGCCCCAAGCUGUUGAACAUCACAUGGGUGCGAAGACUUCGUCUUCUUGAGAGGCUUGCCAUAUCUCAUUGUGAUGAGAUGCUCGAAAUUGUUGAAGACGAUCAUGCUUCAGAUGAACAAGAUCAUGGUAUGGUAGAAACUUCACGCAAUGACACAGGGCAGAGUGACUUCCCAAAGUUGAGAUUGAUCGUAUUGACAGGACUUAAGAAGCUGAGAUGUAUUUGUAAACCAAGAGAAUUCCCAUGCCUUGAGACCCUUCGGGUGGAGGAUUGCCCAAAUCUGAGAAGCAUCCCGCUGAGCUUCACACAUAACUAUGGGAAACUGAAGCAGAUAUGUGGUUCAGUUGAUUGGUGGGAGAAACUGCAGUGGGAAAAUAGGGAGGAGGUGGCAUGUCUGGACAGCAAGUACUUCAUUCCAAUCUGACAGAACCCCAGUUUCAAUGGCUUUUGUAUGGCAUGCAGGUGGCUUACUUCUGUCUUUAGUCUUCACACAAAUAAGAGGUCUCCUCUUAAAUUCUUUAAAAUUUGUAUAUGUGACAGGCAUAGCUUCUGUACAUUGUUAGUAUUGUAUUCAUGUAUACAAUAUGAUAUACUCUGUAAUUUGCUGGUAUUGCAUUUGUGUAAUAUGAAUUGUUCAUUUAAA
Messenger RNA from Aegilops tauschii subsp. strangulata, 4596 nucleotides. Lineage: Eukaryota; Viridiplantae; Streptophyta; Magnoliopsida; Poales; Poaceae. The record is from RefSeq and is a predicted model, not a curated record.